CCCCGUUGCGUGCUGUGCGGCUGGGGGAGGUAGUGCAGACCGCCGCGGGCUCCAGGCCUAGCGCUAUGUGAUGAGGGGCAGGCGCACGGUUGAUGCCGCCGAAGGAUGGAUGACGCCUGUGAUUUAGACAGGCUGAGCAGUGCCCCGGGAUUCUUCAAUUCAUUAAAUCCAAAUGUCCAGCGUAAGCAACCCGUGGAGCCUCCGAUUGGGUGCAGCUUGCCGUUAGCCUCACCCCUGCAGAGCUGCAUGUCGGGUUAUGGGCAGGAUUCCUCCUCCCACUACAUUCCGCUUCGUAGACUCCAGGACCUGGCCUCCAUGAUCAAUAUGGAUGGUAUUAAUGGAUCCCAAGACACAGAGGGAAGCCGAUCAGAUGCAAACGACAAGCAUUAUUAUUUCAAUCCAAGUGAUCCGGAAAUCCACCCCGCUGGUCAGGACCCUGCAUAUCACUAUCCUCCAGAACUUCCUGGAAAGUUACCCAAAAAUGUCAAGAACGGGAUGCAUCCCUUUGAUCCAUUUUGUCAUAUGGAAGAGCCAAACUAUAGUAUGGAACCGCUAAAUUAUGAUCUAGAUGGACCUAGUUUUGGAAUAGAGUUACCAGUUUAUGGACAGCAAUCAGAAAACAAGAAUUUAGGAGAAGCAAGAUCUAAAAUGAAUACAUCUCCUGACUUUGGGUCAGAAUUAGAUGAUUUGGUUACACUAAAUUGGGAUGAUAAUAGCGAGAACACUGAAAACAGAAAUCUGGCAGCAAAGACAUCGUUUUUAGCAAUGAUUCAGGAUUCUGAAAUACCAAAUGGAUCUCACAGUAGUAUGUCUAAAGGCUUUCUGGAUGAAGGUCGGCAUCAUGAUGCUCUUCUGCAGGUAGAUAGAGUAAGUGGUCAAGAUCCACUUGCGGUGAUGCACGCGGAGGACGAAUCAUUGUCUGUUGAUGACGAUAUGGAAGCGGAUCAUGACGAUAUGGAAGCAAAUAAUGAACGGUCUCCUGAUGCAUCCGAAUUAAAUCUUAAACCAAGGAGGAAAAGGCUGACUCCUGUGAGGUAUGAAGAAGGAGAUGUCGUCUGGGCCAAAUUUAACCGGCGCCCUUGGUGGCCGUGCCGGAUCUCUGCCAAUCCUGAUCACGAUGAGCAGUCUCAAAGAAGAGAUUUUAGUAGGAAGCCUCCUCGACAGUACUAUGUGGAGACUUUGGGGGAAAUUACAGAGAGGAUCUGUGUGCCUACAAAAGCUAUUGUACGGUUCACGGGGGUACACCAGUUUGAGGUAUUGCCAGAUUUACGCCGCUCUCAAAAACAAAAGGAAAAGAACCUCAAACAGAUUCCGUCAAAGCUAUUACCCCUCUGGCAGAAAGGCAUAGCUCUUGCCCAAGAACACCAUGCCGAGACCUGCAGAAGGACUACUGAGUACGGGGACUUCGGGCAGCUUAAAGGUCACCUGGACCAGCAAGCGAAAUAUGGUUGUCCCAAUGGUGCAAAAGACAAUAUCUUGAAUGGUUGUGUGAAAUCUUCUCUGCAUAGUUCUCUUCUAAAGUCUUGCACCAAACUUGAUUCGGUGACAAAGCGUCCUAGGCCAGCUAAAAGUAGCAAACCACAGACUGAACCCCUUUCUGGAGAAUCCAGCGGAUCAGCAUCUCCUGAUUUUUGGAACAACGAAAUCAAGGAUGUAAACUGUCAGAGCCUUGACAUCAGGCAAGGGUUAAAAAAGUCCAGUACUGUUAGUAAAGAGAGAGCUUCCUGCACACCAAUAGCUGACUUGCUUUCCAGUAUUUCUUGUGACAAAUGGAAUAAGAGUACUCGUGAUGCAAGCUUGAAAUUAAAGGGGACAAAAUCUCAGAUUAACAACGAUUCUGAAACGGGUUCUACAACAACAGCUCUAUCAUUCCCUGAAAAAAGACUUGCAGAUGAGCCAGAAGACUCAUCCGAUCAGCAUCCAAAUCAGUGUGAAGGUUCUAGGGAUGAGUCCUUUGUUGGGAUAUGUAAGACUAAGAAAAGGUCAAGACAUUUAUCUGCCUCCAACUCUAACAAGAGACUUGCCAGAGCUACAGCAACUUCAGCGGGUAAUAGCAAAGCUGUCAAAACUACUAACGUUGACUUGACUUCUUCAGGUGGUAAUAUUGCAGAGCGUUCAAGUGCUCGGCAUGAUGUCCGUGUGCUACAUAAUAAACAGAAUUCACCCAAGUGUGAUGCUUCCCCUUUGGGCUCUUGUGGAAACCUAAAAAAGGCUACUAGUCCCGGCCAACAUCAUUUGAGGGAUAUGACUAGAUCUUCAGUCACUGAAACCAAAAGUGCUGUAGCACAGGAUCCUUUACCUGAAGAUUCCCUAAUGGCUUUCAAAACUGCUCCUAGGUCUCCCACUUUUUCUUCCAUUAAGACUGGUCGCGGGGAAGUAAUGAAUUUGUUAAGCAAUUUGCAUGAAAAACCUUCUUCGGAAAUAGAAACAUCUGUUGUGAAACAUGUUAUUUCUGGACUGAAGGAACUGUCCAACAGGACAGCCGGUGGGGAGGGAACCGAAGGUACGGCUUCCAAAGUAUCAGCACCUUUACUUUUCCCCUCCGCUCCGGGACACAGUCAAAUGACCUUUGAACCUAAUUAUAAAUUCAGCAGCCUGUUGAUGAUGUUGAAAGAUAUGCAUGACACGAAGGUAAAGGAGAGGCAUUUGAUGACGGGACAAAAUACAGCUUCGUACUGCAGCCAGUUGCAUGAUGAUUCCAAUGAAUGCAAUCCAGAUGUUGACUGCAAGCCUUUGCCUCCAGGUGGGGUAACCCAGAAACUGGGAAACAAAGCUGCUGACGCGAAUGACUUUGCACAUAAAGCUAUGGGUCAAACUGGCUCGCCGAAAACCACUUGUUCUGGAGACGCUGUGAGAGAACCCAAUGUUCACAGUACAAAGAGUGAGGUUCGAAAAAAAUGUCAUAAAAGUAUAAAAUUUACAAAACCUUGCAUUUUGCAGAAAAGGAGCCUUAGAGAGACAGAUCAGCUUAACGCCGAUGAUCAUUCUUCCCCGAGCAAGUGUAGUAGUUUACCUUCAGUUAGCAUUAACCAGUCGCUGCAUGUGGGUAGAGAUGAUACGUUAUCUUCUACUCUUAAGGGCACACUAACAGAUGAUUCUCUAGGACGGCCAUUUGCUGCUGAGGAUCGCAAAACACAGCUUCGCCAAAGCUUCACCGAGGACUCGGAACUGAGCAGUGAUUUCCCGGGGUGGGAUGAGUCGGACGAUGCCAAUUGUGUUGCUCCGAAAAAGCGUUGGCAGCGAUUUGGCCAAAAUGGACCACUAAAAGCGACCAACAGUUCUAGUAAACCAGGAAGGAUGUCAAAACCUAGCUCUCCUCUGACAAACAAGUGUCUUGCAGAGGGACCCAAAUUACAGCAGACCCCCCACAAUGUCAUGUCCCCUGGAUCUGAGGCUUGUGGUGUAGCCACGCAGAACAAACCGAUCAGGCGAGGAUCGAAUUUGGGAAAGAAAUACCGAAAGAGGUCAAGGAAGAGGUUUACGAAGCAUGCGAUGGAACGUGUGCAGGCCGUCGCCAGCAAGAAGAGGAACCAUAAGCACCUGGGAGCCUCUGUGCAGUCUGAAGAGAAGAGGGCAAAGACCGAUUAUCCAUUUGAAGACCUUGAUGAUAAGGGCCUUGCAUCGCCCCCCUCUCCGGCGAAUGCUGAAACAUCCCCCCAGAAAUCAGAGAGCAGAGAUCCCGAUGAAGCCUCCUCAGAGAAAACCCUUCCUGAUUCUUCUGAAGCAAGUAAUGAAACGGAUGGAUCUCCAGGGAGCAAAGCAGGAAAUAGACGCAAAAGCAAACUUAUCCCAAGAGUCUGUGAGUUCGAUGACCUGGAUGCACAACUGGGGCUGGAGGAGGAGGAGGAUUCAUUGACACCGGCUGCUAAGAACCUGGAUUCAGUUCCUUUCAGGAAAAAGACCCUGAAGCCUUUCCGGUUUAAAGGAGUAUCCAAAAGGUUGCCAGAUAAUCGUUUCAGACGUAAGCGUUUAAGACUGGCUGGGAAAUACAAGAGAGAGAAGAACUCAACUCCCCAAGAGGCUCCAUACACCGAGGGAGAGGUACAUGAGAAUGGAGUGGCUAGUCCAAGUGAGCCAACGGAAGAUGGGUUGGAUCAUGGGCUCUCCACAUCAAAGAAGAAUCAACCUGAACGAGGUGGAGGAGCUGCCAUGAAGGAGAAUGUGUGUCAGGUGUGUGAGAAGCCCGGAGAGCUGCUGUUGUGCGAGUCCCAAUGCUGUGGUGCGUUCCACUUAGAGUGCCUCGGCCUGGAUGCCAUGCCACAGGGAAAGUUCAUCUGUAGCGAAUGCUCAUCAGGGCUCCACACCUGCUUUGUAUGCAAAGUGUCUGAUGAGAAUGUGAAGCGCUGUUUGGUGGCUCUGUGUGGGAAAUAUUAUCACGAGGAGUGCGCUGUCAAAUACCCUCCCACCACGCAACAUAAUAAAGGCUUCCGCUGCUCCCUGCACGUCUGCAUGACUUGCCAUGCCACCAACCCCAGCAACCCCUCUGCAUCAAAAGGCCGUCUUAUGAGAUGCGUGCGCUGUCCUGUUGCAUACCACGCCAAUGAUUUCUGUGUGGCGGCUGGAACCGUCACCCUUGCUUCUAACAGCAUUAUCUGCCCCAAUCACUUCACGCCUCGCCGGGGCUGCAAGAAUCACGAGCACAUCAAUGUCAGCUGGUGUUUUGUGUGCUCUGAAGGAGGAAGCCUGUUGUGCUGUGAAUCCUGCCCUGCGGCUUUUCACCGUGAAUGUCUUAACAUCGACAUGCCUGAUGGCAGCUGGUUUUGCAAUGACUGCAGAGCUGGCAAAAAACCUCACUACAAGGAGGUGGUGUGGGUGAAAGUCGGGAGAUACAGGUGGUGGCCUGCUGAGGUUUGUCACCCGAAGAACAUUCCUACAAACAUCCAAAAGAUGAAACAUGACAUUGGCGAAUUCCCAGUUCUGUUUUUUGGUUCAAAAGACUAUCUGUGGACCCAUCAGGCCAGAGUUUUCCAUUAUAUGGAAGGUGAUGCCCUCAACAAAGACAAAAUGAGCAAAGGAGUGGAUGCCACCUACAGGAAAGGGCUUAUGGAGGCUGCUGACAGAUUUGAAGAGCUAAAAGCCCAGAAGGAAAUGAGACAGUUGCAGGAAGACAAAAAGAAUGAUAAGAAGCCUCCACCAUACAAACAUAUUAAGGUCAACAGGCCCAUUGGAAAGGUUCAAAUCGUCACUGCAGACCUAUCCGAAAUCCCUCGUUGCAACUGCAAAGCCACUGAUGAAAACCCAUGUGGUCAGGACUCUGAGUGCAUUAAUCGCAUGCUUUUGUAUGAAUGCCAUCCGUCUGUAUGCCCAACUGGGGAGAGCUGUCAAAACCAGGCCUUCUCCAAACGUCAGUACCCGGAAGUGGAGAUCUUCAGGACGUUGAGCAGAGGCUGGGGGCUACGUUGCAAGACAGACAUUAAAAAGGGGGAGUUUGUCAAUGAGUAUGUAGGGGAACUUAUUGAUGAGGAAGAGUGUCGCGCUCGAAUCCGCUACGCACAGGAGCACGACAUAACCAAUUUCUACAUGCUAACUCUGGACAAGGACCGUGUGAUUGAUGCGGGGCCCAAGGGUAACUUUGCACGCUUUAUGAAUCACUGCUGUCAGCCUAACUGUGAGACCCAGAAGUGGACCGUGAAUGGUGAUACUCGAGUUGGACUCUUUGCUCUCUGUGAUGUCAAAGCUGGGACUGAACUAACUUUUAAUUACAACUUGGAGUGUCUCGGCAAUGGGAAGACAGUCUGCAAGUGUGGGGCUCCCAACUGCAGUGGGUUCCUCGGUGUGAGACCUAAGAAUCAGCCACCUGCCUCAGAGGACAAAGUCAGGAAGAAGAAGUAUACUAAGAGAAAAAAAAGUGAGGUAGUGAAGGAGCACGAAGAUGAGUGUUUUAGUUGCGGAGAUGGGGGGCAGCUUGUGUCGUGCAAGAAACCAGGCUGCCCAAAAGUAUACCAUGCCGACUGCUUGAACCUUACUCGAAGGCCUGCUGGCAAGUGGGAGUGCCCAUGGCACCAAUGUGAUAUCUGUAGCAAGGAGGCGGCUUCUUUAUGUGAGAUGUGUCCAAGCUCCUUCUGUAAGCAGCACCGGGAAGGCAUGCUCUUCAUCUCCAAACUGGAUGGACGGUUAUCCUGUACAGAGCAUGAUCCGUGCGGCCCUCAUCCCUUAGAACCAGGAGAAAUUCGGGAUUAUGAAUCCUCUUCUAGCACACACGAUGAUGAUUCUGCAGAACCAUCGCCUUCGAAGAAAGAGACGUUGGACAAAGAUAAGGAGAAAUCCUUAAAUACCUACAAACAAAAUGUUUCCUUAAAAAAGAUGCUGCUGACUCCACCUGUAGCCAGCCCCCAAGAACCUGGGAAGGUUGUGCUAGCCCUUGGGACAAAUUGUAAGCCUUCUGGAAAGGUGUUGGUUGAGUCUUCUGAGCAGAAAAUUGUGCCAGCUGGAAAAAUACUUCUUGCCUCCUCUGGACAGAAGCUUAUCCCUGGGAGGAAAAUCAUUCUGACCCCUGCUGGCCAGAAAUCUUUGCCUGCUGGAAAGCUCCUCCUGACCACUUUGGGGAAGAAAUCUCUACCUGCUGGAAAGGUUUUGCUGGCUUCUUUUAGCAAAAAGCAUCUGUCUGCUGGGAAGGUACUAUUGACUUCUAAUGGGAAGAACACUUCACCAGUUGGUAGGGUGCUUCUGUCUUCUGUGGGGAAGGAAUCUAUAUCUGCAGGGAAGGUUGUAUUGGCAUCAGCGGGAAACCACUCAGCAGCUGCAGGGAAACUGAGGUUGACCUCUACUUUAAAGCCACACUCAGAUGGGAAAGCUUUGGCGGUUGCUGGAGGCGAAGUAUCGGUAGAUAAACCUGAUAAUGUGAAAGUAAUCCAGAGUGAGUCAGACUCUGCCACAACGCUUCAGUCGAGUAAGAGACAGCUGGCUGUUUUCACUAAAGAUAAAUGUACUACACUUUUAAAGAAACCAUUGGCUAAACAGGAACCUAAAAACGUAUGCCAAAAGGACACACCGGAAACUACAUCCUCAAAGGAAACCCCAGUAAGUUCUGAGGAAAGACCCUUAAAUACAGAUGAAGUAGAGCAGCAAAAUACACCUUUAAAGACACCAUCCACGCUUGUGUCUAUAGAGGACCCCAUAAUUACGGUAAAACAGGAAAAGCUUCUUUCCACUAACUCUUUAGAGAAACCAACGAAUCAUACUCAGAAGACUUCUACCCCAGCUCAAAAAGAGAGUCCCACUUUCACCAACAGUCGGUCUCCCUCGACAUCAGAAGCCAAUUCCAUCCAGAAAACCCAAGAGCAGCCCAUAGGCACUGUAGAGAAAUCUUGUACUCCUCCCAUAGAGGAGCCCAAUGGCCCUGUAGAACACUCAUCCCCACCUGUUUCUCCAGAGCCCCUGGAUUCCAGUGAACAUUACUCUGAUGCCGAUUGUCAGUCGCCAACACUAUCCAGCCCUGUUCAGGAUCAUGAUUCGGAAGAGAACUAAAUUAUAUUUGGAGUAUAGAACAAAGCAAGUGACUAUGCUGCAUCUAGUGUGAACUGACAACUGAGGCAUUGGUGGGUUAUUGUGGGAAACAGAGUAUUGUGUGGGAGCUACUGCUUUGUUAUUACUUUUAUGCUCUAACAAGGAUCAGUUGCUGAAUUACUCAUUAUGAAAACGCACAUAACAGGCAAACCUUUCCCCGCUUCAUUUAACACUUUUCCACUGUUAUUGGCCUUUUGAAUCGGAGGCACGUUGGCACAGAAAUCAGGUUUCUUUUGAAAAGCUCCCUUCUGUGGAUGUAUUUGUUGUACAGACAGAUAAUGAUGCUGUAAUGAAGCAUAAUCCAGAAGCAAUAAGGCACUUGAGUUAGUGUGUUAGGUUCAGCAGUUUCUAAUUAUGUUGGAUUCCGUGGCAUGUACAAUAGAGGUGCCUUAUUACAGGGUAUUCCAAUGAAGAGAGGAUGUCAGGGAGUUUUUCAACCUUUUAAGUGCCAGAGGGCUGAACUACUCUGUUCUCCUCUGCGCUAUAAUGGCUCGUACCAAUGGACAUUGAAUGGAGUGUAUGUGGUUUAUUGCCUGGCUCCUGUUACCCGGUACACACAAUGAAUUCAUCCUGCUAGAUUUCAGCGCACUGCAGAGAAUGGCGUUAAGAAGCUUGUGAGGGACCCAGUACAGAUCCGCUCUCCAUGCCUUUGCUGUCAGUGCCAAAAUAAUACUUGAAUGAAUCAGUCGGCUGAAGCGAAUGUCUCCAUUACUAGACCUUAGUGCACAACAGGGCAGCUUCAGCCUACUACUAGAAAUUGCCCAACAGCACUUCUUGCUGGCGAAGGCUGCCCAGGGGCUGGCUCACUGUACUAUAACCUACAUGAUCUGAUUAAAAAAAAGAAAAAUGAUAUUAAACAAUACACCUUCAAAUGUUUCUUGGUAGGUAUUUUACUGUAAGUGUGCAGUACGUGUGAAUCAGUCUACAAGGUUUUAGAAGAAUUUUAACUCGUGUGGAUCUCCAUUACCUCAUGUGGAAAAGGAGGAAUUCGUGUCUGCAGUUUUUAUACAUUAAGUUUUCCGGUUGUCAGGAAAGAAAGCUGUAAAUGGAUUAAUGCAGAAAUAAUCAUUGUGGGUACGUGAGUUGAAAGUGGAUCUAAGGCGACCCCAUCGUUUUGAGAUGAUGGUGUUGGGGGGGGGGGGGUCAGGCUUGGGUACUGACGCUUAGACCUUUUCGGGAUCACAGGCCCUCGCACUCCUACAGAUCUUCCUCUCCACACAUUAAACUCACUUCUGCCUUUGCUAUAACUGAGCAGUCAUAAGCUGGGAAUCAUGGUGCUACAGGCAGCUGUGCUUAAUGUUUUACUGUAUAUUUUUUUUUUUAACAAUUUUUUGUUGUUAGUCUAUGGUGUUGGUGACUGUACCAGUGCCUCAUUGAUGUGACAGAACCAGAGAUUAGUCUUGUGCUGUCUCCUGUCUUACUCCCCUGGUCCUCUGCACAUUUUUAACCUCUGCUCUUUGAGUUUUGGAUCAGGAGCUAGAAAGUCAGGAACGUUUGUUGCAUUUUCUGUCUUUUAUUUUAAAUAAAAUAAUAAAAGCAA
This is a messenger RNA of Spea bombifrons (plains spadefoot toad), 9046 nucleotides long. RefSeq names its product nuclear receptor binding SET domain protein 1 (gene NSD1). The record is from RefSeq and is a predicted model, not a curated record. NCBI's taxonomy places the organism in Eukaryota, Metazoa, Chordata, Amphibia, Anura, Pelobatidae. Gene Ontology annotation, cellular component: nucleus; chromatin. Bases 106 to 7467 code for a protein of 2453 amino acids. Gene Ontology annotation, molecular function: protein binding; histone H3K36 methyltransferase activity. Gene Ontology annotation, biological process: regulation of DNA-templated transcription. The transcript has 23 exons.